AUGAAAGCGCCCUCGGGUAAAAACAAAAAGCAGUUCCGAGGUAUUGUGAAGCGUCAGUAUGACUCGUCCGCGUUACCUGCUCUGACUACCAAAAGAGCUGGGAUUUCACGAGCUGAAAACAGCAAGCGAUCCACAUUCCAGAUGAUGGCAGACCACGGAGACCUUUGCGACGGGCAGGAAGCCACGUACUGCAUGAACGGAGGGACUUGCUAUAAAAUACUUUCCAUGAACACACUCUCCUGUGUAUGCAAUGAAAGUUACAAAGGCAGCCGAUGUGAGCAGUUCCAACUCUUCAGCGUCAACACCAAUGCAACAGAAGCAGGGCUAAUUGCAGCCUUGGUCAUCGUUGCUCUCCUAAUCUUAGCCUUGCUGGCAGUUGUUAUCUACUUCAUGCGCAGGGUGUUGAACGCCAGGCAACAGAACCAACAGAACCAUCCGACAGAGUAUUGGAGAGUAAAACCCAGAGUAUGAUCUUCUGAUGUGUUUCUCUUUUUGCCGAGUAUUGCUGCAGACCGCAGCCACCAAACAGC
Pungitius pungitius (ninespine stickleback) is the source of this 530-nucleotide messenger RNA. RefSeq names its product pro-neuregulin-4, membrane-bound isoform-like. Gene Ontology annotation, molecular function: growth factor activity; epidermal growth factor receptor binding. The coding region runs from base 1 to 471 and encodes 156 amino acids. The record is from RefSeq and is a predicted model, not a curated record. Gene Ontology annotation, biological process: positive regulation of cell population proliferation; epidermal growth factor receptor signaling pathway; positive regulation of mitotic nuclear division. Lineage: Eukaryota; Metazoa; Chordata; Actinopteri; Perciformes; Gasterosteidae. The transcript is spliced from 5 exons.